AGCGUUCAUCAGUUGAUUUUAAUCAGCCACAUAAGCAGUUUAUGAACGAGAGUUGUUAGAGAAAAAAUGUCAUUUUUAAUUUCCCAAUUUAUUAAAACAAAUAUAUUGGAACGUGAUUUUCUGCGCCAGGGCCUAGCCAAGAUGUGAAUAUACUCUUCAAGAAACAAUGCAGCUGACCAAAAAGUUGACAUGUGAGGCAUUUUAUGCAUCCACUCAACAUUUAUCUUAUCAAUCAGCCAAAAAAUAUCGAAUUGUUAGUGGUGAAAUAGCAAGCCGAAAUUUCUGUAUUUGUUGGUAUAUAAAUAGCCGAUUUAGACACAGCAGUUCAGUUGUUUCAACGCAGUGAAUUUGAAUAGAUCGCAAUGAGUUUAGCUGGUAAAGUUGUUAUUGUAACCGGAGCGAGUUCCGGCAUUGGUGCCACCACAGCUGAGGAAUUUGCCAAGCAGGGUUCCAAAGUGGUACUUACAGGACGAAACGAAGCUAACUUAAAAGCUACGGAAGCUGCCUGCAAAGCAGCCAACAGCAAAGUGGAACUACUACUCAUCACCGCUGAUGUAACGACAGACGCCGAAAAGAUUAUCAAAACAACAAUUGAGAAGUUCGGACAGUUGGAUGUGUUGGUAAAUAAUGCCGGUUUUGGUGAAAUGGGUGCAAUCUUGGAUAUUGACGUCGAUCAAUUUGAUCGUGUCAUGAAUACCAAUCUGCGUUCGGUCUUCCUGCUCACUAAAUACGCCGCACCACAUCUGAUUAAGACCCAAGGUAAUAUCGUAAAUGUCUCCAGCAUCGCAGGAUUGCGUUCAUUCCCUAGUGCAUCGGUCUAUUGCACCUCCAAGGCAGCACUGGAUCAAUUCACCAGAUGUAUCGCCUUAGAUUUGGCGUCGAAAAAUGUGCGUGUGAAUGCUGUAAAUCCUGGUACGAUUGUGACAGACUUCCAAAGGCGUAUUGGCUUAUCAGAAGCGGAAUAUGCUAAAUUUUUGGAGCAUUCGAAAACCACACAUGCGCUGGGUCGCGUCGGCGCUGCAAAGGAAGUAGCUGAUGCCAUUAUUUUCUUAGCCAGUGAUAGUUCGAGCUUUAUAACGGGCGCAACUCUGCCGAUCGAUGGUGGCAGACAUGCCAUGUGUCCACGUUAAUAUUCCUGAGAAUAGUUAAAUAUAAUAAAAUAAUAAAUAUGCUUUAAAAUAAUUA
This is a messenger RNA of Bactrocera tryoni, 1185 nucleotides long. RefSeq lists its product as uncharacterized. The transcript has a single exon. NCBI's taxonomy places the organism in Eukaryota, Metazoa, Arthropoda, Insecta, Diptera, Tephritidae. Gene Ontology annotation, molecular function: oxidoreductase activity. The record is from RefSeq and is a predicted model, not a curated record. The coding region runs from base 363 to 1130 and encodes 255 amino acids.